AUGGGUCGUUCUCUUUGCUGUGAGAAAGCCCACACCAACAAAGGUGCAUGGACCAAAGAAGAAGAUCAGCGCCUCAUCAACUACAACAGAGCCCAUGGCGAGGGCUGCUGGAGAUCUCUCCCCAGAGCCGCAGGUUUGCUGCGUUGUGGAAAGAGUUGCAGAUUAAGAUGGAUAAAUUACCUGAGGCCUGAUCUCAAAAGAGGCAAUUUUACUGAAGAAGAAGACGAGCUCAUCAUCAAACUCCAUAGUUUACUUGGAAACAAAUGGUCUCUAAUUGCUGGUAGAUUACCCGGAAGAACGGACAAUGAAAUCAAGAACUAUUGGAAUACCCACAUCAGGGUACUCCAGAUGCCACUUAUAUGGAAUUUUGAGGAUAAAAAUGGAUUGGCUGGGCUUGGCGGGGGUGGAUUGCAGAGAAGAGAGGGGGGUGGCGAUGACAAGGGAGGGAGAAAAAUUGGGAGAGGGAGGGAUGGGUCGAAUGACGGUGGCAGUGGCGGUGGUGCGGGCCGAUUUGCUAGGAAUAAGUGGGACGGGGUUGCAGGGAGAGGGGAGAGGGAGUGGUUGCAGAAUAUCGUUCAUGAGAAGAAGAUGAAGAGGAAGGAGAAGGAGAAGGAGAACGAGACGAAGAAAGAUGAGGGGUGA
This is a messenger RNA of Telopea speciosissima, 642 nucleotides long. RefSeq names its product myb-related protein 308-like. The transcript has 4 exons. The coding region runs from base 1 to 642 and encodes 213 amino acids. NCBI's taxonomy places the organism in Eukaryota, Viridiplantae, Streptophyta, Magnoliopsida, Proteales, Proteaceae. The record is from RefSeq and is a predicted model, not a curated record.